Messenger RNA from Fopius arisanus, 1986 nucleotides. RefSeq lists its product as uncharacterized. The record is from RefSeq and is a predicted model, not a curated record. Lineage: Eukaryota; Metazoa; Arthropoda; Insecta; Hymenoptera; Braconidae. The transcript has 3 exons. The coding region runs from base 456 to 959 and encodes 167 amino acids. Gene Ontology annotation, biological process: negative regulation of smoothened signaling pathway. Gene Ontology annotation, cellular component: ciliary membrane; Golgi apparatus.
CGAUUCACGAAAUAUUAAUAUUAGUUAACAAAUUCUGAUUUGAUUUUUCGAAUAAGUAAUAUAUUCUAUCUUCAUUAGGCCUUCAAUGAAUUCCAAGUUUUAUAUUCAUAAAAAAUAUCCCCGUUCACGCAACAAAUGGAAAAAGUUCACAUUUAAGAAAACGUCUCUCGAACAGAAAAAUAUCGAUAUCGUAUCACGCAACAAUAAUAACAAGUGGAGAAAAAUAUUGAAAUGUCAAAAGUCUUGAAUUGUGGCAAUUACUGAAGGAUAAAAUUGCUGUGAAAAAUCUGGAAGGGUCAAAAAAUUGGGAGAUUCGCGUAUAAUUGUGAAAUUUUAUUGUGUCUGAAAACAGUAUUUUUCAAUGUUUUAUGGAACAGUCAUGUUGUUAUGAGGUGGAUAGAUUUUUGGAGGUUAAUUUUCAACUUGAUGUGUUUGUUGUGAAGAAAUUGUGAAAAAUGGAUAAAUUGACAGUAAUAUCUGGGACACUAUUUUUUGCGGCUGAUGUAUUUGCAGUUGCGAGUUUGUCGAUGCCAGAUUGGAUAAUUACUGAUGUUGGGGGCGAUACGAGACUGGGACUUAUGUGGUCAUGCAUGACUCUAUACAACAGGCCCCAAAUAUGUUACACACCUGAUUUGCAGCCAGAAUGGUUGAUAGCUCUAGCCUGCAUUUUUGUGGGAUGCAUUUUGAUAACAGUUACGAUAAUACUGCUGGCAUGCUCCCACUGGGAUAGACACGUUAUUCCUUACGCCAGAUGGGUUGGUUUCACAGCCAUGGUGCUUUUCUGCCUGGCAGCAGUGAUAUUCCCCAUGGGCUUCCACGUCGACGAAAUAGGGGGACAGCCAUAUCAACUCCCCAAUUCCCAUCAAGUUGGAAUUUCCUACAUAUUAUUCGUCCUUGCCCUGUGGAUAACCGUCAUAUCUGAAUUAUUUGCUGGGAAAGUGUGCUUACCUCAUUUCUAGCAGGACAUUAGGUGCCCAAAGUUCUUCUACAUAAUUGGCAUUCUUACUCCCUUCUGUGUCUUUUUGCUCUUGCAGAAAACAAUUCUACUUUACUACUUGGGUGGCUCCUCUGGGAAAAAUGAUUGGCGAGAGUCUGACAGUAGGGGCUCCUAUUAUUACUAUUAUGGGGGAAUAUUUGGAAAUAAUGUGCCUCGAUAAGGUCACACUAACUCUCAUGUCCACUGGAAUUCAGUGAGUAAUUUAUUACUUCGCUACUGAAUUUUUAAAUGACAGCACGAGAGCGAAAAACUUUUGAAUUUCCCACAAUUUUAUAAUGUAUUAUAUUUAGAGGGAAGUCGGGUAAAACAGUUGCUUUUUCAUUGUCCUAUAAUAUUCACAAUCCAGAGAUCAAUUAAUUGCAAGCCGAAGUAAAAGUGAGUGUAUAUCUUGUAUGAAUCAUUGGAUAUUUCUCCAGCCGAGUUCAGUAGCAAAAUGGUAACCCAAAAUUAUCCAUCUAGCUCAAUAGCAAUCAAUAGCAAUUUUACCAUUUUCGUAAAUUGCCAACUUAUGAAGUGGAAUUUGAAUGAAGAAUCUCUGGAAAAAAUUCUGAAUGCAUUACUGUAUUAAAAUUGUAUCAUACAUGUAAACAUUUGUAGUAUUAUUUGAAAAUUAUUGUAAGAUAAAAACAAUGUAUAACACUGUGGAUGUAUUGAUUGUGGAUCAAUUCCAAUUCGUACUCUUCCAUAUUAUAAUGUGAUACUGUACAUCUUUGAAGGAAAGGCACAAUUUCUUCAUUCUGUAGAAUUGAAUUAUCAGAAUACUAGAUAACCAUUUUGUUAUUUAUAAAAAGAGGCCGAUUUUAUAUAUGCUAUAAAAGCACGUUUUAUUAUUAAUACAAAGCACAUUCUUCUUCGGAAUGAUGACGUUCUGCUCGUCAGAUGGAAGAGCAGGCAUAAAUUUUAAGUGAAAAUUGUGGUUUAAAGUUAUAAAAUGAAGACGAUAUGAAAAAUUCAAGAAAUAAAUUGGAUUCACCAUUCCCUAAUAUCUA